UUGCUAACCACCUAUAAAUAAUAUAAGGAAGAAGGAGCAGAAGCUCAACGUCGCCAUGGCAAGCAGGAAAACGUCGCGGCCAAACCGAGACAGCGGGGACAAAUACUCAGUACUAUUACCCACCUACAACGAAAGAGAAAAUCUGCCUUUAAUAGUGUGGCUGCUUGUCAAGUAUUUCGGGGAAAGUGGUUUUAACUACGAGAUAAUUGUUAUUGAUGACGGAAGCCCAGAUGGAACACUGGAGGUGGCAGAGCAGCUUCAGAAAGUCUAUGGGGAGGACAAGAUCCUGCUACGACCAAGAGCGAAAAAAUUAGGCUUAGGCACUGCCUAUAUCCACGGCAUGAAGCAUGCUUCUGGGAACUUCAUCAUCAUAAUGGAUGCAGAUCUUUCCCAUCAUCCCAAGUUUAUCCCAGAAUUUAUUCAGAAGCAGAAGGAAGGCGAUUACGACUUGGUUUCUGGUACUCGAUACCGAGGGAACGGAGGGGUUUACGGCUGGGACCUUCGCAGGAAACUCAUCAGUCGGGGGGCCAACUUUUUGGCUCAGGUGUUGUUGAGACCUGGUGCUUCAGAUCUCACAGGCAGCUUCAGACUAUACAAGAAAAAGGUGCUGGAGAGUCUUGUUGAGCAGUGUGUGUCCAAAGGCUACGUCUUUCAGAUGGAAAUGAUCGUCCGAGCCAGACAACUCAACUACACAAUCGGAGAGGUACCCAUUUCCUUUGUGGACCGGGUUUAUGGAGAGUCCAAACUGGGAGGGAAUGAGAUUGUAUCGUACGCCAAGGGACUGCUCAUGCUUUUUGCCACAACAUGAUCAGUGAUUUACUCAGUUUGUAAAACCCACAGGCCUAUAGUCUUCCUCUUACUGUGUUUAAUACGGUUCUAUCAGAAUUGUAAUGAGGAGGGGAAAAAAACUCCACUUGCCUGUGGUCAGACAGCAGCACGACAGCAAAUACCAAGGGAGACAUCUCUCCCUGUUAGGUGUAAAUAUAAAAGAAGUCCCUGUCAGUAGACCUUCAAGAAUACAAAAGAAACAUAGUGCUUUACAUUCCCAUCAUCCUCUUUAAUCAGUUUCUGGCAAAGCGUCUCGUCAUUCCCGGCCCAGACAGCUGACUGAACUCUGCAUUAACAAGCUGUCACAUGACUUAAAGUGCACACUGAAGUGCUCCACCUAUGAUUGAUUGUAUAGGAUUAAACUGUUUUUUAUCACUGGCCUUGAGAUUUUUUUUCCCUUGGGGAUGCAGGCAGCUUCUCUUACUGAUUUUCUUUAAGGAGUUUAAAGCCUGAAUUAAACAUGAUUAGUUAUUGAUAUUUUGGACUCAGAACGUUGACCUCCAAGGUCUUUCAGUAAAUUGGCUUUUUCCUGAUGAUUGUUGUAGUAGUGACUCCAUACAGCCCUUAUGGAAGUUUAACUCUGUCAUUCUCAACAAAUAAAUAUUUUUCUUCCCGUUU
Oreochromis niloticus (Nile tilapia) is the source of this 1446-nucleotide messenger RNA. RefSeq names its product dolichyl-phosphate mannosyltransferase subunit 1, catalytic (gene dpm1). The transcript has 9 exons. Gene Ontology annotation, molecular function: dolichyl-phosphate beta-D-mannosyltransferase activity. Gene Ontology annotation, biological process: dolichol-linked oligosaccharide biosynthetic process; protein O-linked glycosylation via mannose; GPI anchor biosynthetic process. The coding region runs from base 56 to 808 and encodes 250 amino acids. The record is from RefSeq and is a predicted model, not a curated record. Lineage: Eukaryota; Metazoa; Chordata; Actinopteri; Cichliformes; Cichlidae. Gene Ontology annotation, cellular component: endoplasmic reticulum membrane.